CUGGGCUGCUGAAAACUAAAGGAAACUGUAGCUCUGCUGUCAGGCUUCAUUGUUUUCCAGUCGUCUGGCUGCACCUGUUGUGUCUAAAAAUGGACCCAUCCAAGGAGGUAGCUGCCUCUGAGAAGGAACAGAAGCCAGCAGGGAAGGAGAGUGAAGAGACGUCCAGCGAACCGUCCAGCACCUCUUAUGGAAUGUUGACCCCGUCUGGAGAGAAGUGUCGUAGUCUGGAGACUGUGAUCUCUAGGCUGCAGAUGCUGAAUGUGGGAAAGAAAACAUUGGAUAUUCCAGCUCUGCUGCUGACCACUCUGGAGGAGAUGAACCCAUAUGAGUUGAGGAGAUUCCAGUUUUACCAGUCUAGUGGCUGGAUGUUAGCUUUCCUCCCAUCCCAGAGAGUCAGCUGGAGAACACUGACAGACAGAACACAGUGGAUCAGAUGGUGAAGAGUUACGGCCCUGAGAGAGCUGUGAGGAUCACACUGAAGAUCCUGAGGAGGAUUAAUCUGGAUGAUCUGGCAGAGAAGUUAGAGAGAGAUCACACUGGAGUUCUACUGCUGACCAGUCUGCAAGAGCUCACUGAAGAUCAGCUGAAGAAAUUUCAGUCUUGUGGCAGGAUAUUUGGCUUUCCUCCCAUCCCAAAGAGCCAGCUGGAGAACACUGACAGACAGGACACAGUGGAUCAGAUGGUGAAGAGAUACGGCCUUGAGGGAGCUGUGAGAAACACAUGGAGGAUCCUGUGGAGGAUGAAUCUGGAUGAUCUGGCAGAGAAGUUACAGAGAGAUCACACUAGAGCAACAACAUGGAGGAGAGACUCAUCAGACAGUGAUAAAUGGAGAAGGAGGAAGGAGGGUCUAGUAAUGAGGAGACCCUCCAUGAUGGAUGUUCCAGCUCUGCUGCUGACCUGUCUGGAGGAGCUCACUGAAGAACAGCUGAAGACAUUUCAGUUUUACCUGUCUAGUGUCCAGCUGCUUGGCCUUCCUCCCAUCCCAGAGAGACAGCUGGAGAACACUGACAGACAGGUCACAGUGGAUCAGAUGGUGAAGAGAUACGACCCUGAGGGAGCUGUGAUCAUCACACUGAGGAUCCUGAGGAGGAUGAAUCUGGAUGAUCUGGCAGAGAAGUUAGAGAGAUAUCACACUAGAGUUCUACAAGAGCUCACUGAAGAUCAGCUGAAGAAAUUUCAGUCUAGUGGCAGGACAUGUGUCUUUCCUCCCAUCCCAAAGAGUCAGCUGGAGAACACUGACAGACAGGACACAGUGGGUCAGAUGGUGAAGACAUACGGCCCUGAGAGAGCUGUGAGAAACACACUGAAGAUCCUGUGGAGGAUAAAGCAACAUGAUGUAGCACAGAAGUUAGAGAGAGAUCACACUAGAGCAACAACAUGGUGGAGAGACUCAUCAGACAGUGAUAAAUGGAGAAGGAGGAAGGAGGGUCUAGUAAUGGGGAGACCCUCAAUGACACAUCCUGUUCCAGCUCUGCUGCUGACCACUCUGGAGGAGCUCACUGAAGAACAGCUGAAGACAUUUCAGUCUCACCUGACUAUUGGCAGGAUGUUAGACUUUCCUCCCAUCCCAGAGAGACAGCUGGAGAACACUGACAGACAGAACACAGUGGAUCAGAUGGUGAAGAGAUACGGCCCAGAGGGAGCUGUGAGGAACAUAUGGAGGAUCCUGAGGAGGAUGAAUCUGGAUGAUCUGGCAGAGAAGUUAGAGAGAGAUCACACUAGAGAACCCAAUGAUCCCAUCUUAGGACAGGCCUUGCCGAUAUCACCCAGCCCUGUGUCUCGCUCUCCCAGUUGUUCCUCAUCAGACACUGUACCAAGUGAAGAAGAGAGAGAACACGUUUUACCAGCUCAAAGAGUAGUGGCUGACACCGAGAUGGAGGAGUUAAACUGCAAGGAGACAACUCCAACAGUCCAAUCAGCUGAAGAUCCAGUCUCCAACAGUCUGACUCCAACAGUCCAAUCAGCUGAAGAUCCAGUCUCCAACAGUCUGACUCCAACAGUCCAAUCAGCUGAAGAUCCAGGGCCCUCAUACAGUUAUAAUGUGUUAAACCUCACCUCGAGUUGGCAGCCAUCGCUGGAACUUUGUAAUGAAUUUACUCCAAACAUCUUGGAUCAUGAGGGCAACGGAACUUACCGGUUCCAGUGCCCCAGUGCAGGUCUGUUCCAGUGCAGUAUAACAGGCCUGGUGUUCAGGAUGGAGGGAGAGGCAGAGGUGCUCUAUAGGACAGUCCACUGGGACAGGAGGCUUCUAUCCCAGAGAGGCAAGAGGCCUGCAGGACCCCUGUUCAUGUUUACAUGCCUUAAGGGGUCUGUCUGUCAACUACACCUUCCACACUGUGAGAUUCAUUCUGAGGGUGGAUGUGACUUCCUGUCUGUAGCCCAUGUGACUGAUGAUGACAGUAUGGAGUUUCUCCAUCACCAUGAGACAACAGAAUCUCACGUCAUAUUAAACAUCACUGGAUUCAGCAAAUAUGGCAUCACCAAGGAUAAGGAAGCUCCUGUCUCUCCUAUCCGUGCUCUGGUGCUACUAUUUUACAAACUCCCAGAUGAUAAGAAUAGUUCCACCCUAAAUGUGUUGUUGCUGCCCAGAAAUGUUGACAUUGAUGAGGUGUGUAAGACCAGGAGGACAAGGAAUGGAGACAGAGAAAUCUACAUUGAAGUAAAUCCUAACUGUAGACUAAUCCCGGACCAAGAAUACACCCUCUCCACCGAUCUAACAGAUGAACAUCACAUAGAUCCAAAGGAAGCAGAGUUUGUGGAUUAUGAUUCCUAUACAAACUACAUGCCGACAUUUCAGUUGCGUUUAAAAACUGUUGUUGAAGAAGUGAAUCUUCUUCUGGAAGAACAUGGCGGUCCUGAAAAUGAACGUGUAUGGAACCGCCUUGUUUCACUACCAGCUCCUGUCCAGGUCCAACCCCACGGGCCUGUUACACCAGUACCAGCAGCUCCUGUCAGGGUCCAACCCCACGGGCCUGUUACACCAGUACCAGCAGCUCCUGUCCAGUUCCAACCCCACGGGCCUGUUAUACCAGUACCAGCAGCUCCUGUCAGGGUCCAGCCUCAUAGGCCUGCAGCUCCUACUGCUGCUGUUCGUCCAUCUGUCCGUGAAGAUCAACCAGACUUGAGAUGAUCAAAUCAGUGGCUUCCAUAUAGACAUGUAGUGAAAAGUGUUUAUCUAAAGCAGGAGCAAUCUGUGAUUUAAAUGGAUGAUAAUGAGAAAUAUUAUUUCAUUGAUUUUCAUUGAUUAUUGAAGAAUAUAACUUACGUGCCUCAUGAGCUUAGUUCAACUGCCAUUCCCCAUCAGAGGCCAACAUAUAACCUUGUUGUAAUCAAUUGUUUGUAAACAAUUGUAAAAAAAUAUAUAUAUAAAAAAAUAAUUAACACUAAGCCUCAGCAUGAACUAUCAUGUUGAUAUUAUGGAUGGUCAGUCCUUGUAUCCAUAGCUCUAUGAAUUAGAGUUGUUAAAGUGGUUUGUUAUUUUUUUGAACCGCAGAUUGACCCUUGAUAUUAUGCCACAUUCAUUAAUGGUCAGAUAAGGGAACUAUUUGUAUAUCUUUGUGUAUAGGAAAGAACUUGCUAGUAAGUGUUUCGCUAUAUCCUUUACACCCGCUGUAUCCUAUGCAUGUAUUUAAUAAAAGUUAUAUUUAAUUGUA
Messenger RNA from Oncorhynchus tshawytscha (Chinook salmon), 3653 nucleotides. RefSeq lists its product as uncharacterized. Bases 434 to 3130 code for a protein of 898 amino acids. NCBI's taxonomy places the organism in Eukaryota, Metazoa, Chordata, Actinopteri, Salmoniformes, Salmonidae. The transcript has 17 exons. The record is from RefSeq and is a predicted model, not a curated record. Gene Ontology annotation, cellular component: cytoplasm.